GGAAGAGACUGACGUGUUAUUUCUGCUUCUCUCACACUGACUCUCUUCUCUACUGACAAAAACAAUAAAGAACCAGCCAUCAGUGAAGAACCAAGAGAAACACUUUACAGAAGGAUCUUUAUGGAGUUUGGUUCUGAAUAGAUAUUAGAUAUUUGUGAUUCUCGAGGGGAUUUGUUUUUCAAACUGUCAUAAGUAAAGUUUAGAUCAUUGGAGCUCUAAGAGUGAAAAUGGCUUCUCUAUCUGAAGAUGAUUUUUCUUGUCCUGUAUGUAAGGAAAUCUUCAAGAAUCCUGUUCUUUUAUCAUGUAGUCACAGUGUCUGUAAAGAGUGUCUUCAACAGUUCUGGAGAAUUAAGAAAACUCAGGAGUGUCCCGUCUGCAGGAGAAGAUCAUCAAGAGACCUUCCUCCAUUAAAUCUUGUGUUAAAAAACUUGUGUGAGUCGUUCCUGAAGGAGAGAAAUGAGGUUCGUUCAUCAGGAUCUGAGGAGAUCUGCAGUUUACACCGUGAGAAACUCAAACUCUUCUGUCUGGAGGACAAACAGCCGGUGUGUUUAGUGUGUGUUAACUCUCAGAAACACGACAAUAACACAUUCAGACCCAUCGAUAAAGUGGUUUCAUCAUAUAAGGAGGAGCUCAAUACAGCACUGAAGUCCUUACAGGACAAACUUCAACACAAUGAAAACAUUAAAGGAGAGUUUGAGAAAACAGCUGAACACAUCAAGUCUCAAGCUGAGCACACAGAGCGUCAGAUUAAACAGCAGUUUGAGAAGCUUCAUCAGUUUCUCAGAGAUGAAGAAGAAGCUACAAUCACUGCACUGAGAGAGGAAGAGGAGCAGAAGAAGCAGAUGAUGAAGGAGAAGCUGGAGGAGAUGAACAGACACAUCUCAGCUCUUUCACACACAAUCAAAGACACGGAGGAGAAGAUGAGAGCCAGUGACGUCUGCUUUCUGAAGGAGUUUCCGGUCUCGAUGGAAAGAGUCCAGAUCUCAUCACAGCUGGAUCCACAGACUCCUUCUGGAGCUUUGAUUCAUGUGCCACGUUACUUGGGGAACCUGUCCUUCAGAGUCUGGAAGAAGAUGCAGGACAUCGUCCAGAACACUCCUGUGAUUCUGGAUCCAAACACGGCUCAUCCACUCCUCGUUCUGUCUGAUGAUCUGACCAGUGUGACAUACAUCUUGAACAAUCAACAUCUUCCUGAUAAUCCAGAGAGAUUUCAGUAUUUUUCCUGUGUUCUGGGUUCAGAGGGUUUUAACUCAGGAACACACUGCUGGGAUGUGGAGGUUAAAGAGAGUUCACUCUGGAUUAUAGGAGUAACUACAGCAUCAAACCAGAGGAAGGGUUGGGAUUUCUAUAAGACUGGUGUUUGGUGUGUGUGGUAUGGAGUGUCUCCAGGUUCUGGUGUUCGUGUUAAACGUAAUCUUGAUCGUGUGAGAGUGAAUCUGGACUAUGACAGAGGAACAGUGUCAUUCUCUGAUCCUGUAACUAACACGCAUCUACACACAUUCACAACCUCCUUCACUCACACACUCUUUCCUUUCUUCUGGUGUUAUGAUUCUUCCUCUCUGAGGAUCUUAUCGAUCAGUAGUCAGUAAUCUGUACCUCUGGAUCUUCUUACUUCCAUCUUUCAUCAUGUUUCAGUAUUUAAUCACAUGAGUAAGAGAUAAGUUCUACAGUUAUACUAUAAUUACAGUUAGAUAACGUGAGAAACAUCUUAAUAACAACCAUAACCAGAUGCUAGCUCUCAUAUUUGUAAGUUUUUAGUCUUUCUGCAAUAUUUCUCUCCCUGAUGAAUGAGUUUCAAUGAAGACUCUUCAGAUAAU
Messenger RNA from Carassius gibelio (silver crucian carp), 1817 nucleotides. Its product is annotated as E3 ubiquitin-protein ligase TRIM39-like. NCBI's taxonomy places the organism in Eukaryota, Metazoa, Chordata, Actinopteri, Cypriniformes, Cyprinidae. The coding region runs from base 228 to 1589 and encodes 453 amino acids. Gene Ontology annotation, molecular function: protein binding; zinc ion binding. The transcript has 6 exons. The record is from RefSeq and is a predicted model, not a curated record.